CCCGCGGUGGCAGUCCCUGCCCACCUAGCUGGGACCCUAGAUCGUUCUGUAAGCAACUUGGAGCCAGAGAGGAGGAGACCAACAGGGAGGAGAGAGCCAGGCCCCUCAGACCAGCCACCCRGCAGCAGCCUGUGCCCAGCGGACACCGCCGCCGGCCAGACUCAGGGCGGCCCCUCCUGGCAACUCUGCUCCUCCCUAAGGAUGCUUUGGGAGUGAGGCGAGGCCGCCCGCUCCUCACCCGUGCAGCACCCCCUCCCGCUCUCCUGCGUCUCAGGGAGCUUGCAAGGCUCCUGCCUGCCCUUCAACCCAGCUGUUGCCCAUCUCAGGUCCAGCAAAGUCUUUCUGAUACCUGGGAGAGGGCAGUAAGGCGGACUUCCUGGAGGGGGUGACAGCCCACAGCCUGGGACCCUGCCCACAACAGAAGCCAUGAGCAGAGAGGACAUCAUGCAGCUUCCAGGUGUGACGCCAGCUCUGGUCCUCAGAGGCCAGUUGCUGUUGCUGCCCAUGCUGUUGCUGCUAGGUCCACAGACCUCCCAGGGCCUGACCAUCAUGCCCCCGGGGCCAGAGCUUGUACUUAAUCUCUCAAGUACCUUUGUUCUGACCUGCCUGGGUUCAGCUCCAGUGGUGUGGGAACGGCUAUCUCAGGUGCCUCAGCAGAAAGUGUCCAGGACCCAGGAGGGCACCUUCUCCAGCAUGCUAACCCUGGCCAAUGUCACUGGAGGUGACACAGGAGAGUACUUUUGUACCUACAACAGCUCCCUUGGGCGGGAGCCCAGUGAGCGGAAGCGGCUCUACAUCUUUGUGCCYGAUCCCUCCAUGGGCUUCCUCCCUAUGGAGCCCGAGGACCUAUUCAUCUUUCUCACGGAAAUAACUGAGACCACAAUUCCAUGCCGAGUGACAGACCCCCAGCUAGUGGUGACACUGCAUGAGAAGAAAGAGGACAUUCCGCUGCCUAUCCCCUAUGACCACCAACGAGGCUUCUCUGGUACCUUUGAGGACAAGACCUACAUCUGCCGAACCACCAUUGGGGAGAGGGAAGUGGAUUCCGAUGCCUAUUACGUCUACAGCCUCCAGGUUUCCUCCAUCAAUGUCUCAGUGAAUGCAGUGCAGACUGUGGUUCGCCAGGGUGAGAACAUUACCAUCAUGUGCAUUGUGACGGGGAAUGAGGUGGUCAAUUUUGAGUGGACCUACCCCCGCAUGGAGAGUGGGCGCCUCGUAGAGCCAGUGACAGAUUUCCUCUUUGAUGUGCCCUCCCACAUUCGCUCCAUCCUGCACAUCCCCAGUGCUGAGCUGGAUGACUCAGGGACCUACAUCUGCAAUGUGUCAGAGAGUGUGAAUGACCAUCGAGAUGAAAAGGCCAUCAAUGUCACUGUGGUCGAGAGCGGCUACGUGCGGCUUCUGGGAGACUUGGGCGCUAUACAAAUUGCUGAGCUGCACAGGAGUCGGACACUACAAGUGGUGUUCGAAGCCUACCCGCCACCCACUGUGCUGUGGUUCAAGGACAACCGCACUCUGGGCGAUUCCAGCGCCGGGGAGAUCGCCCUGUCCACGCGCAAUGUGUCUGAGACCCGGUAUGUAUCGGAACUGACGCUGGUGCGGGUGAAGGUGGCAGAGGCUGGCUACUAUACCAUGCGGGCCUUCCAUGAGGAUGCUGAGGCCCAGCUUUCCUUCAAGCUGCAGGUCAAUGUCCCUGUCCRUGUGCUGGAGCUGAGCGAGAGUCACCCUGCCAACGGGGAGCAGACAGUCCGCUGUCGGGGCCGAGGCAUGCCCCAGCCAAAUAUCACCUGGUCUACCUGCAGAGACCUCAAAAGGUGUCCACGCGAGCUGCCGCCCACACCGCUGGGGAACAGUUCCGAGGAGGAAAGCCAGUUGGAGACUAAUGUGACAUACUGGGCGGAGGAGCAGGAAUAUGAGGUGGUGAGCACGCUGCGCCUGCGCCACGUGGAUCAGCCACUGUCGGUGCGCUGCAUGCUGCACAACCCACUGGGCCAGGAUGUGCAGGAGGUUACCGUGGUGCCGCAUUCCCUUCCCUUCAAGGUAGUGGUGAUCUCAGCCAUYCUGGCCUUGGUGGUUCUCACAAUCAUCUCCCUCAUCAUCCUCAUCAUGCUCUGGCAGAAGCCCCCAGCUCCUGAGAGGACUUGUCGGGCCACUUUGAUCAACGAGUCCCCAGUGCUUAGCUACACAGACCUUGUGGGCUUCAGCUACCAGGUGGCCAAUGGCAUGGAGUUCCUGGCCUCUAAGAAUUGUGUUCAUCGGGACCUGGCAGCCAGGAAUGUGCUCAUCUGUGAGGGCAAGCUGGUCAAGAUCUGUGACUUUGGCCUGGCUCGAGACAUCAUGCGGGACUCAAACUACAUCUCCAAAGGCAGUGUGAGUACCUACMACCCUGGGGAUGGUGACCAUGCACCUCUGACCCCAGGAUCAGGCUCCUUCCCCACGGAGCAGAAGUACCAGCAGGUGGACGAGGAGUUUCUCAGGAGUGACCACCCAGCCAUCCUGAGGUCCCAAGCCCGCUUCCCUGGAUUCCACAGCCUCCGAUCUCCCCUGGACACCAGCUCUGUCCUCUAYACUGCCGUGCAGCCCAGCGAGGGUGACAACGACUAUAUCAUCCCCCUGCCUGACCCCAAACCAGAGGCUGCUGAUGAGGGUCUGCUGGACGGUUCCCCCAGCCUCGCCAGGUAGCC
This is a messenger RNA of Urocitellus parryii (Arctic ground squirrel), 2681 nucleotides long. Lineage: Eukaryota; Metazoa; Chordata; Mammalia; Rodentia; Sciuridae. The record is from RefSeq and is a predicted model, not a curated record.